ACAUAAAACAAACACACAAACAUAUAACUGAAAGAUAUACAAGGUAUCCAAUAUUUCUUACAAUAGUGAAGCUAGCAAGUUCUCACCCCAAAAGAAUGGAAAAUUCUUGGUUACUAUUAGCCCUAAUUUCUGUACUCACAGUAGCCUUCAUCUUAACACUAUUCAAACCUCACCGGCAGCAAAAACUCCAGCCACCCGGUCCAAAACCAUGGCCUAUAAUAGGCAAUUUAAACCUUGUUGGCUCAAUCCCACAUCAAUCCCUCCACCACUUAUCAAAAAAAUACGGCGAAAUCAUGCUACUAAAAUUCGGAAAAUUCCCAGUUGUGGUAGCAUCAUCGCCCAAGAUGGCCGAGCAGUUCCUCAAGGUGCACGACGCUGCCUUCGCCUCAAGGCCUCCUUCAAUGGCCGCCGGAAAACACAUCAGCUACAACAACUCCGACGUAUCCUUCUCCCCCUCCGGUCCAUAUUGGCGAGAAACGCGUAAAAUACUCAUGUCCGAGCUCCUGAGCAGCAAAAAACUCGACCAACACGAGGAAAUUCGCAUUGAGGAGAGACGUACCUUCUUCGCGCGCCUCAGAGCCCUCUCGGGGAAGCCAGUUGUGCUGAGAGAGCAUCUAUCACGUUACACACUCUCAACCAUUUGCAGAAUGGUCGUGACCAACAAGUACGUUGGCGAAUCAGACGAAGAGGGGGCGAUCAUCGAUGAGCAUGGCAUGGCGGAGAUGAUGCGUGAGUGGUUUACACUCAAUGGAGUGUUCAAUAUCGGUGACUGGAUACCGUGGCUUGGCCCGCUUGAUCUGCAGGGGUAUGUGAAGAGGAUGAAGGCUUUUCGCAAGAAAUCGGAUUGGUUUUUCGGGUUUGUGAUUGAUGAUCACGUGGCUAGAAGAGGCGGCGGUGAUAGGGAUUUCGUUGAUGCAUUAUUGGAGAUAGCUGAGGAUCCAAAUGCUCAAGUUGAGCUCACAAGGGAUUGUCUCAAGUCAUUGAUCAUGAAUGUGGUGCUUGGUGGCCCGGAUACCUCAAUCACAGCGGUCGAAUGGGCUAUACACGAAAUGCUCAGACAACCGCGCAUAAUUAAGAAAGCGAGAGAAGAACUGCACACGGUGAUCGGUAGAGACAGAUGGGUGGAAGAGAAUGACUUCACUCAAUUGCCCUACAUUGAUGCCAUCAUCAUGGAAACAUUCAGAUUGCAUCCAAUUGCUACGUUUUUAGGUCCCCAUUACGCUAUUCAAGAUUGCAACGUUGCAGGAUACCACAUAUCAAAAGGGACUACCGUGCUCGUGAAUACAUGGAGCACGGGCAGGGACCCGAGUACAUGGGAUGAAGCUGGAGAGUUCAUGCCUGAGAGGUUUGUGGGGAAACAUACUGAUAUGACCGGAACUAACUUUUCCCUACUGCCGUUUGGCUCAGGUAGGAGGAUGUGUCCUGGAUACAACCUUGGACUUAAGAUCGUUCGAACAACGCUGGCUAAUUUGUUGCAUGGAUUUGAGCUUAAAUUGGAUGAAGGCAUGAGGAAUGAAGAUGUGAGCAUGGAGGAACAAUAUGGACUUGCCACAAACCCUAAACACCCUGUUUCUAUCGUUAUGAAACCUACACUUCCAACCCACCUUUACUAAAUUAUUUAUUGAUUGUUAAAUAUUUUCAACAAGAACUCUAGAGAUAAUAUGGAUUCUUUGUAAUGUGUGUGCAUAUAUGUGUGAAUUAUAGUGAUUCUACCCGAAUGGACAACACCUGUUUAUCAAAUUAUAUCCAGCUUCUCCUGCA
Salvia hispanica is the source of this 1761-nucleotide messenger RNA. Its product is annotated as cytochrome P450 71AU50-like. Gene Ontology annotation, molecular function: heme binding; oxidoreductase activity, acting on paired donors, with incorporation or reduction of molecular oxygen; iron ion binding. The record is from RefSeq and is a predicted model, not a curated record. NCBI's taxonomy places the organism in Eukaryota, Viridiplantae, Streptophyta, Magnoliopsida, Lamiales, Lamiaceae.